AUGAACCUGGAUCCAUCUAGCAGCACUGAGAUGAUGAGUUGCCAACAUUUGCUGUUUGAAGUGAUCUUUCCGUAUAAUAACAGCCUUAACGAUUAUUUGGCCUUGCUUACAUUCCAGUUUAUUGUGUACAUAGUUAAGAGGAAUACAACUCAAGAAUAUGACAUGGUGAUCAAUGGUGAUUUUUCCUUAAAGAAUGAAGACUGUAAUGCAAACCUGAAAACCACAGGACAAUGCCACAGCAGACAUUACAUUUACACUAAGACCAGAGGGAAAAAAGGACUACACCAAAAGGUGCUGGCUAACACAUACGAUUUUACUCUGGAAAAGAAGGUUCUAGAAUGGCUGCGAGACUGUUCCCUACGAGAGCCUCCAAGGCUUACACCAACAUGUCCACCAUUUUGGCUCGCAUUUUCCGAUCUUGAGGAAGAGGAUAAAGGUGACAUGAAUAAUAAUUCCCAGCAUGCUAAAGUUCAAAAUGACCACAUGAUUUUGCAGACCAAGAGGUUCAGAAGUUUCAGUGUGACAGACAUUAAAUAUGUUCGCUCUAAACCUGUAUACAAGUCAGACUCCGAAAGUGACGAUGGAUACUCGGAGGAUGAUGAGCUCUCAUCCUCUGAUGAAAACGAAAAGCAGAGGUUUCCUUCAGUGCCACAUCUCAGGAACAAAUUUAAUCUUCAUUCCAGAUUGCUAGAUGGGAGACCAGCCUCAUCCCCUUUCUGUUUGGAUAGCCCUUCCAGAAGCCGACAGUGUGAGAGAUGUCUUAGUGCCAGCUUAACCCGACUCCCUCAUAUCUCUAGCCAUAGGUCGUCUCCUCGUUGCAACAAUGCCGAUGAUGAGGAAGAUGUUCAGAGGCUUGGAUCAAGCUGGUCACAGGGACAUACACCAAGAAAACUUUGUAGAAAAUCUCUCUGUCAGCACCAAAACAAUAGAAAUGGGAAGAAUAUGAACUCAGAGCAAAUUAUGAUUGGAAGUCCACCAUUAUCAUCUGCACGAUGUCACCUGGAAAGGUCGUUGAUGUUCAGAGCAAGAAUUCCACUCAGAAAACACAAAUCACCGCUUUCGACCCUCAGUAAGCAUUCCUGCCUUCCGGCGCCUCCGUCAACUCCAAGACCUUUAUAUUCCCACAAAAUUCUCCCAGACUCUACUGCUGACCUACUACUGGCACUGAGUCAAAAAGAGCAGGACCUCAUCCAGCCACUGAUGAGACAGGGCUAUCCGAUAAGCAGAGUGAUUUGGGCGAUCCAGAAUGUGGGACAACAAAGCAGAAAGCAGAUCCUCAAGUAUCUGAGUGCCUGGGACCGUCUCUGUAAAGAGGGCUAUAAGGAAAGACUUGUCGAAGAAGCCAUGGAGUUCUUUCAGAAUUCAGAGGAAAAGGCAGCAGAAUUUUUGACAUUAAUGACACAGUUCGAUGAGAUGGGUUUUCAGCACGAUGAUAUUAAGGAAGUUCUCCUCAUCCACAACAACCAUCGAGAAAAAGCAUUGGAGGAACUUAUGACCCGUGCCCGAUAGUUGGAAAAAGUUCCGAUUCUACCUGCUGUGGUUUUUGUAUUGCACAGUUAAGCAGUCUCAUCCCUGACCGUCCUAGAUGUGGCAUUUGUUUAUUUUUAUCCUUUUGUGAAGUAUUUGAAAAUGUAUCUGUCCUAAUGCAAAAUAGUGAGAGAUUGCACAGCUCUGAUGUGCAGUGGAAUCUGGGUGUCCUAGUGCAUGAAUAGCGAAAGGCCUAUUUGCAGGUAGGGAAGGCUAAUAAAA
This is a messenger RNA of Hemiscyllium ocellatum (epaulette shark), 1749 nucleotides long. RefSeq names its product ubiquitin associated protein 1-like b (gene ubap1lb). Gene Ontology annotation, biological process: ubiquitin-dependent protein catabolic process via the multivesicular body sorting pathway. The transcript is spliced from 6 exons. Lineage: Eukaryota; Metazoa; Chordata; Chondrichthyes; Orectolobiformes; Hemiscylliidae. Gene Ontology annotation, cellular component: ESCRT I complex. Gene Ontology annotation, molecular function: ubiquitin binding. The record is from RefSeq and is a predicted model, not a curated record. The coding region runs from base 1 to 1509 and encodes 502 amino acids.